AUGGUACUACUAGGGAUAAUCAUAAGCUUCUUGUUCUUUAAUUACAUUUUAUCUUCUGAAAAUGUUACCUUCUCACUCAAUUCAAAGUUUUCAAAUGUUUCAUCCGUGAGUUUUGUUAAGCGAUCACGACAUCAAGAAGCACCAAUGUUUAUUGUGGAAGAUCAAUCAGACUUAUACUCCUCUGCAGUCCAUUACCCUUCACGUACAUACUACCGUUCAUUUUAUAAACUAGCAUUGCUCAGAAUAAUUAAACUAACAUUUUUUUUAGCUCUUGGUGGAAGAUUAGAAAAAGUUUGGCAAAAAGCAUAUGAGAAAGCAAGGAAAGUAGUUGAAAAGAUGUCAAUAACAGAAAAAGUAAAUUUAACAACUGGUACAGGUUGGGGUUCUGGUCCUUGUGUCGGUAAUACUGGUUCUAUUCCAAGAUUAGGAAUCCCCAAUCUUUGUUUACAAGAUGGUCCUAAUGGGGUUAGAUUCACCGAUUUUGUAACUCAUUUCCCAUCUGGACUUGCAGCCGCAUCAACUUUCAACAAAGGAUUAAUGUAUCUCAGAGGUAAAGCAAUUGGAAAAGAGCAUAGAAAAAAAGGAGUUCAUAUUGCAUUGGGCCCAGUUAUUGGUCCAAUGGGAUUAAAAGCUGCUGGCGGUAGGAAUUGGGAAAGUUUUGGUGCAGAUCCAUAUUUGCAAGGAGUAGGUGGUGCUGCUACAGUAGAAGGAAUACAAGAUGAAGGGGUCUUGGCAACUGCAAGACAUCUCAUUGGUAAUGAACAAGAGCAUUUUAGACAAGUUGGUGAAUGGGAAGAAAAUGGUUGGGAGAAAUUAGAAUCGGCCAUAAGUUCAAAUAUCGGUGAUAGGGCAAUGCAUGAAGUAUAUUUAUGGCCAUUUGCCGAUGUGGUUAGAGCAGGGGUUGCAAGUGUUAUGUGUUCUUAUAAUCAAGUCAAUAAUACUUAUGCUUGUGAAAACUCCUAUCUUUUGAACUAUCUCUUGAAAGAAGAAUUAGCAUUUCAAGGUUAUGUGGUCUCCGAUUGGGGUGCUCAACAUAGUGGUGUCAAUUCAGCUUUAGCUGGUCUAGAUAUGACAAUGCCCGGAGAGGUUUUCGAUGAUUGGUUGACAGGGAAAUCAUAUUGGGGUCCACUUUUGACUCGUGCAGUUUAUAAUGGUACUGUUAGCCAAGAAAGGUUGAAUGAUAUGGCAACACGAAUUUUGGCUCCAUUUUUUGCUAUUGAAAGUGUUCAGUUACCUUCAGAAGAAGAUGUUCCUAAUUUCAGUUCUUGGACCCAUCAUACAUACGGACAAGAAUUCCCAUAUCAACAUUUUGGUCCUAUAAUACAGAAGAAUUGGCAUGUUGAUGCCCGUUCAGAAUUUGGUGAUAAUACAGCUCUUACUGUUGCAAAGGAGGCUAUUGUUUUAUUGAAAAAUACUGGUCAUCAUUUGCCAAUUGAUAAAGGUGAUGGUGUAAGAAGAUUACUAAUUGCUGGUAAAGGUUCUGGCCCCGAUCCUAAUGGAUUUAAUUGCAAAGAUCAGCGGUGUAUAGACGGAGUUCUUACUUCAGGUUGGGGUUCAGCUGCGGUAAACAAUCCUUUUGUUAUAACUCCAUAUGAAGCAAUAGCCAAGAAAGCAAGGGAAAGAGGAAUAGUAAUUGACUAUUCUAGCAAUGUUUGGGAAUUGGACAAUAUGGAAGAUCUUGCCGACUAUGCAGACAUGGCUAUUGUUGUUGUGAAUACAUUUUCAGGAGAAGGUUAUGUUUAUGUUGAAAACAAUUUUGGUGACCGUCAGAAUUUGUCCUUAUGGCACAAUGGUGACGAGUUGAUCGAUACGAUUGCCUCAAAAUGUCGUAAAACCGUUGUGGUAGUCACAUCUACCGGGCCAGUAAACAUGGAGAAGUGGAUUGAGAAUGAAAAUGUUGUGGCUGUGAUAUUUGCUGCUCCUUUGGGUCAAUUUGUUGGUCAAGCCAUUGCAGAUGUAUUGUUUGGAGACGUAAAUCCAUCUGGGAGACUACCAUUCACACUAGCUAGAAAGAAACAACAUUAUGUUCCUAUCAUUGAUGAUCUAGGAGGAGAAAAGAACCCACAAGAUAAUUUCGACCGUGAUAUAUACUUAGAUUACCGGUUUUUUGAUAAACAUAAUAUUAAACCAAGAUUUGAAUUCGGAUAUGGAUUAUCCUACACUUCUUUCAAGGUUUGCAAUUUAAAAAUCUCGGAAAUAAAUCCACCUUCAGAAUAUUUACCAUAUCCACAAGAAUACCUACCUCCAUUUAAGACAGUAGAGGAUGACGUCUGUGAUCCAGAAGAUGCCUUGUUCCCUCAUGAUGAGUUUGACCCAGCACCUGGUUAUAUUUAUCCAUAUUUAUAUAAUGAAAAUAUCAGAUCAAUAGAAGAUGAUGAUACCUUUGACUUUCCUCGUGGUUUCACACCCGAUCAGCCAACCAGUCCAGUUUUGGCUGGUGGUGGUCUAGGUGGAAAUCCAGCACUUUGGGAAGUGCUUUAUGAAGUUAGUGCUGAAAUCACCAAUGACGGAAAGUUUAAAGGUGGCUAUGUGAGUCAAUUAUACAUUGAAUUCCCAAGUACAAUUUUAGCCUCCCCACCUCGUGUUCUUCGAGGUUUUGAAAAAGUAUUCUUGGAACCUGGGAAAUCCACCAAAGUAAAUUUCAACAUUUUGCAUAGGGAUUUAAGUAUCUGGGAUCCAUUAUCCCAACAAUGGAUAAUACAAACCGGAACAUACAAGGUGUAUCUUUCAUCAUCUAGUAGAAAGGUUGAGCUUUGUGGUGAAAUUGAUAUUGGCUGUUGA
Messenger RNA from Hemisphaericaspora subhashii, 2781 nucleotides. It is a transcript of the gene BGL22, whose product is annotated as Bgl22p. Gene Ontology annotation, biological process: glucan catabolic process. Gene Ontology annotation, molecular function: beta-glucosidase activity. The record is from RefSeq and is a predicted model, not a curated record. NCBI's taxonomy places the organism in Eukaryota, Fungi, Ascomycota, Pichiomycetes, Serinales, Debaryomycetaceae. The transcript has a single exon. The coding region runs from base 1 to 2781 and encodes 926 amino acids.